AUGGCCGGGCUCACGGAGGACAAGGCUAGAGCUUUACGCAAUUUCUCUGCUUGCGAUGUGUCUGACGCUCUUCUCAAAUUGCAGGAUGUGCCCAGUGGUACCACUGCGACUGCGGGCUUUUUAGCUGACUUGGGGAAUGCCGUGGACAUUGUGGUCGCGCCGAUUUCUACUGUCCAGUUCAUCCCAAAGGGAGAAUCUCUGCCCCCAAUCGCACAAGAGAACCCCGACCUGCAUGGCUUUCCCACGGCCACGCAUUGGGUGGAUCUUACGCAACCUGGUACGGUUGUUCUUGUCGAUCAGCCUGACGGGCAAAAAUGCGCCGUCCUUGGUGGGAUUAUGGCCUCAAGGAUGAGUGCUAUCGGCGCCAAAGGCGUGAUAGUAAAUGGCCGAGUAAGAGACCUUAAUGAGCUCAGAAACAGUGGCCUUUCAAUCUGGGCACGCGGUCAAUCCACAGUUGGUGCGGGCGCCGAAGCCAAACCAGGUGCGAGAAACAUCCCGAUUCGCGUAGGUGGUGUCACAGUAUUUCCGAACGACAUUGCAUUUUGCGACCCAGUCGAGGGAGUUGUUGUGAUUCCGAAUGGUUUGCUGGAUAGCGUUCUGGAAUUGAUGCCACGACUUACCGAGGCAGAUGACCGUGUGCGGGGUGAUAUAGAAAACGGCUCAACAGUAUUUGAUGCAUUUAAGAAGCACCGUUUAUAG
Messenger RNA from Ophidiomyces ophidiicola, 699 nucleotides. RefSeq lists its product as uncharacterized. Bases 1 to 699 code for a protein of 232 amino acids. The transcript is spliced from 5 exons. The record is from RefSeq and is a predicted model, not a curated record. NCBI's taxonomy places the organism in Eukaryota, Fungi, Ascomycota, Eurotiomycetes, Onygenales, Onygenaceae.